Otolemur garnettii (small-eared galago) is the source of this 2736-nucleotide messenger RNA. It is a transcript of the gene GRIK1, whose product is annotated as glutamate ionotropic receptor kainate type subunit 1. Gene Ontology annotation, molecular function: kainate selective glutamate receptor activity; transmitter-gated monoatomic ion channel activity involved in regulation of postsynaptic membrane potential. Gene Ontology annotation, biological process: synaptic transmission, glutamatergic; monoatomic ion transport; modulation of chemical synaptic transmission. Gene Ontology annotation, cellular component: presynaptic membrane; kainate selective glutamate receptor complex; postsynaptic membrane. Bases 1 to 2736 code for a protein of 911 amino acids. The record is from RefSeq and is a predicted model, not a curated record. The transcript has 17 exons. NCBI's taxonomy places the organism in Eukaryota, Metazoa, Chordata, Mammalia, Primates, Galagidae.
AUGGAGCGCGGCACACUCCUGGCUCAGCCCGGGCUCUGGACCAGGGACGCCGGCUGGACACUCCUCUACUUCCUCUGCUACGUCCUCCCCCAGAGCGCCCCGCAAGUACUCAGGAUCGGAGGGAUUUUUGAAACUGUGGAAAAUGAACCUGUUAAUGUUGAAGAAUUAGCGUUCAAGUUUGCAGUCACCAGCAUUAACAGAAACCGAACCCUGAUGCCUAACACCACGUUGACCUACGACAUCCAGAGAAUUAAUCUUUUUGAUAGUUUUGAAGCCUCACGCAGAGCGUGUGACCAGCUGGCUCUCGGUGUGGCUGCUCUCUUUGGCCCUUCCCACAGCUCCUCGGUCAGUGCCGUGCAGUCCAUCUGCAAUGCUCUUGAAGUUCCACACAUACAGACACGCUGGAAGCACCCCUCGGUGGACAACAAAGACUUAUUUUACAUCAACCUUUACCCAGAUUACACGGCUAUCAGCAGGGCGAUCCUGGAUCUGGUCCUCUAUUACAACUGGAAAACAGUGACCGUGGUGUAUGAAGACAGCACAGGUCUAAUUCGUCUGCAAGAGCUCAUCAAAGCUCCCUCCAGAUACAACAUUAAAAUCAAAAUCCGCCAGCUGCCCUCUGGGAAUAAGGAUGCCAAGCCUUUACUCAAGGAGAUGAAGAAGGGCAAGGAGUUCUACGUGAUAUUUGAUUGUUCGCAUGAAACAGCCGCUGAAAUCCUCAAACAGAUCCUGUUCAUGGGCAUGAUGACUGAGUAUUAUCACUACUUUUUCACUACCCUGGACCUGUUUGCUUUAGAUCUGGAACUCUACAGGUACAGUGGCGUGAACAUGACCGGGUUCCGGUUACUGAACAUUGACAACCCUCACGUGUCAUCCAUCAUCGAGAAGUGGUCCAUGGAGAGGCUGCAGGCCCCGCCCAGGCCUGAGACUGGCCUUUUGGAUGGCAUGAUGACAACUGAGGCAGCUCUGAUGUACGAUGCCGUGUACAUGGUGGCCAUUGCCUCCCACCGGGCAUCCCAACUGACCGUCAGCUCCCUGCAGUGCCAUCGACACAAGCCAUGGCGCCUUGGACCCAGAUUUAUGAACCUGAUCAAAGAGGCUCGGUGGGAUGGCUUGACUGGGCGUAUCACCUUCAAUAAAACCAAUGGCUUGAGGAAGGAUUUUGAUCUGGACAUUAUUAGUCUCAAAGAAGAAGGAACUGAAAAGGCUGCUGGCGAAGUGUCUAAACACUUGUAUAAAGUGUGGAAGAAGGAAGAGCCCUAUGUGAUGUACAGGAAAUCUGAUAAGCCCCUGUAUGGAAAUGACAGAUUUGAAGGAUAUUGCCUGGACCUAUUGAAAGAAUUAUCAAACAUCCUGGGUUUCAUUUACGAUGUUAAACUAGUCCCCGAUGGCAAAUAUGGGGCCCAGAAUGACAAAGGGGAGUGGAAUGGGAUGGUUAAGGAACUCAUAGAUCACAAGGCUGACCUGGCAGUGGCUCCUCUAACCAUCACCUACGUGCGGGAGAAAGUCAUCGACUUCUCUAAGCCAUUCAUGACCCUGGGCAUCAGCAUUCUCUACCGGAAGCCCAAUGGUACCAACCCUGGCGUCUUCUCCUUCCUCAACCCCUUGUCUCCAGAUAUUUGGAUGUAUGUGCUCUUAGCCUGCCUGGGAGUCAGUUGUGUGCUCUUUGUGAUUGCUAGGUUUACACCCUAUGAGUGGUAUAACCCCCACCCGUGCAACCCCGACUCAGAUGUGGUGGAAAACAAUUUUACUUUACUAAACAGUUUCUGGUUUGGAGUUGGAGCUCUCAUGCAGCAAGGAUCAGAGCUGAUGCCCAAAGCUCUAUCGACCAGAAUAGUUGGAGGGAUAUGGUGGUUUUUCACCCUAAUCAUCAUUUCAUCCUACACUGCCAAUCUUGCUGCCUUCUUGACAGUAGAGAGAAUGGAAUCCCCCAUAGAUUCAGCAGAUGAUCUGGCAAAGCAAACCAAGAUAGAAUAUGGGGCAGUCAGAGAUGGAUCAACGAUGACCUUCUUCAAGAAAUCAAAGAUAUCCACCUAUGAGAAGAUGUGGGCUUUUAUGAGCAGCAGGCAGCAGACUGCACUGGUAAAAAACAGUGAUGAGGGCAUCCAGCGAGUGCUCACCACCGACUACGCCCUGCUGAUGGAGUCCACCAGCAUUGAAUACGUGACACAGAGAAACUGCAACCUCACUCAGAUCGGGGGCCUCAUCGACUCCAAAGGCUAUGGAGUGGGAACGCCAAUUGGCUCUCCUUACCGGGAUAAAAUUACGAUCGCUAUUCUUCAACUCCAAGAAGAAGGCAAACUGCACAUGAUGAAAGAGAAGUGGUGGCGUGGGAACGGCUGCCCCGAGGAGGACAGCAAGGAGGCCAGCGCGCUGGGGGUAGAGAACAUUGGGGGCAUCUUCAUUGUUCUGGCUGCCGGACUGGUCCUUUCUGUAUUUGUAGCUAUUGGAGAAUUCAUAUACAAAUCACGGAAGAACAAUGAUAUCGAACAGAAAGGAAAGUCAUCAAGAAUUAGAUUUUAUUUUAGGAACAAAGUAAGGUUUCAUGGGAGAAAAAAACAAAGCCUUGGUGUAGAGAAGUGUCUCUCUUUCAAUGCCAUCAUGGAAGAACUGGGAAUCUCACUCAAGAAUCAGAAAAAAUUAAAGAAAAAGUCACGAACUAAGGGGAAAUCUUCCUUCACAAGUAUUCUUACUUGUCAUCAAAGACGAACUCAGAGAAAAGAGACUAUGGCCUGA